AUGACAUUCAAAAAAGCAAAACCUGGGCCCUUAAGGCGGCAGGCGGGAAUGUGGAUCUGCGCCGGCCCCCGGGAAGGCCUGCACCCCCACAACACCAACUCAAGGAAGAGAAAAGGAUUAUUAUCCGGCUAA
Blumeria graminis f. sp. triticale is the source of this 132-nucleotide messenger RNA. NCBI's taxonomy places the organism in Eukaryota, Fungi, Ascomycota, Leotiomycetes, Helotiales, Erysiphaceae. The record is from the annotation of a GenBank genome assembly.